Molecule: messenger RNA, 912 nt
Organism: Rotaria socialis
Lineage: Eukaryota; Metazoa; Rotifera; Eurotatoria; Philodinida; Philodinidae
Source: the annotation of a GenBank genome assembly
AUGUCAAGCAAGUCUUGCAAUGAAACUGAACAUCAAUGUAUUCAUCAAUCUCGAUGUCUUAAUGGCUCUAUUUGUUAUCCGGUAUCUAUGAAAGAUCGACGAAUUUGUCCAUGUAUGAACAUGACGAACAGUACAAAUACAACUACGACUGCAACUACGACUACACCUACAACUACAACUGCAACUACGACUACGACUACGCCUACCACUACAACUACCACUACGACUACGAUUACGACUACGACUACGACUGCAACUAUGACUACAACUACAACGGCAACAACUAUUCAAGAAGGAGGCAUACCAUUUUCGCUGGUUGAUUCGUCUCCCAAUGAUACAACACAAGGAGAAGUGCUCAUCGACAAAAUCGUUUGUUGGGGAUUAGCAAUGGAUGAGCAAAGGUAUCUCUACAUUUCUGACGACGAAAUACAUGAAGUAAGACGAUAUCAAUUGGGUGAGAAGAAUGGCACUCUCGUAGCUGGUGGAAAUGGACAAGGUGAUGGACUCAAUCAACUCAAGUUUCCGAAAUAUCUCGUUGUCGAUCGACAACAGACUAUCUACGUAUCAGACAACAACAAUCACCGUGUAGUGAAAUGGAAUAAAGGUGCAACAGAAGGUAUUGUGGUCGCUGGAGGAAAAGGCAACGGGAAUGCUUUGACACAAUUAUAUUGGCCUAAUGGAUUCUUCAUCGAUACACUGGGUACACUCUAUGUAGCAGACUCGGGGAAUCAUCGUGUAAUGCGUUGGACUCAAGGAGACAAUAAAACAGGCACUGUAAUUGUGGGUGGAAAUGGUCAAGGAGCAGGAGCUAAUCAGUUCAACGUCCCCCGUGGUCUGUCUUUCGAUAGACAAGGUAAUCUCUAUGUCGCCGAUACGGAUAAUAAUCGUGUUCAACGAUUCUCUAUCAAAUAA